CUUGCUGGCUCACCUUGCUGUAUAUAAAGGCGGAAGCUCAGGAGAGGGGCAGUGAGAACUCACGACCUCGGUGAACAGCUCAGCCUCUCCUCCUGCGUGCUCCUGGUACUCUGCAAAGCUGUUCGUCAUGGCCGCUCUCUUCACCGCGGCUCUCUUCGCCGUGGCAUCUCCUCUGCUGGCGUUCGACAUGGGCCAGUCCACUCGCUGCGUCACCAUCCCCAACCAGAUGAAGGUCUGCAAAGACGUCGGGUACUCGGAGAUGAGGCUGCCAAACUUUUUAGGCCACAGCAACCUGGAAGGCGAGGUGGUGCCACGCUCCGAGGACUGGAGGCCCCUGUUGCAAACCGGCUGCCACCCUCAGGCCCAGGCCUUCCUCUGCUCCAUCAUUGCACCUGUCUGUCUUGACACGUUCAUCCAGCCUUGUCGUAGUCUGUGCGCGGCAGUGAGGGACAGCUGUGCCCCGGUGCUCGCCUGCCAGGGGCACCCGUGGCCCGAGGCGCUCAACUGUGACCGCUUUCCUGCCGAGGAAGACAUGUGUCUAACACCCCUUGCAAAGUUUAGCCACUUUAUUAAAGACAUACCAAGACCUGCUUGCCAGAACUGUCCUUCUGUGGAAGUGGCUCCCGCGAUGAAAACAGUUCUGAGCGCUUUUUGCCACCGUGACUUUGCCGUCGCCGCUAAACUCCACCGUCUUCGCCACGCCACAGGGGAGCCAGAAUUCCAGGUCGAAGGCCGCGUGGAGUUUAUCCGUCAGGGCGCUCUGUUGCCUUACGACACGAAGCACCUCCUCCAGGAGUGGCUCCUCAUCAACCUCAGAUGCGCCGGCGCCCUGCUGCGGCCCGGGCGCUCGCAGCUCUACGUGCUGACCGGCUCCCUGCAGCCCGACGGCCACAUCGCCCUCGUCCAUCUUUUCCCCUGGCAUAAAAAAGACGCCGGCAUCGCACUGGCCACUCGCAAAUGGAAACAUCACAGAUGUUGAGGUACACGGUAAACCAGGAGCUUAAGAUGUGUCUGGAAG
Fundulus heteroclitus (mummichog) is the source of this 1018-nucleotide messenger RNA. It is a transcript of the gene szl, whose product is annotated as sizzled. The record is from RefSeq and is a predicted model, not a curated record. Bases 128 to 979 code for a protein of 283 amino acids. Gene Ontology annotation, molecular function: Wnt-protein binding. Gene Ontology annotation, biological process: non-canonical Wnt signaling pathway; negative regulation of canonical Wnt signaling pathway; canonical Wnt signaling pathway. Lineage: Eukaryota; Metazoa; Chordata; Actinopteri; Cyprinodontiformes; Fundulidae. The transcript has 4 exons.